CUCCUUGUGGAUUAUUUUGGUUUGGUCGACAUUUCUUGUUAGCCGUAUCAAUAAAUAAGAAUUAAUUAGUUGUGAGAAAUAGAAAACCUCAUAAUAUAAUCAUUAUGUAUUAUUUUUAUGAAGCGAACUCUUUUGUGCGUUAUCCUCUGUGAAAUUUUGGAUUUUUCAACAAUUGGAAGAUAAAAUGACAUAAUGUCAGGGGGUAACUCAAAGAACAAGCGCUCGAAACGUCACGAGGGCUGGGAGGAGGCGGGGGGUGAGUUCUACCAGGAACUGUACCCGGGUGGUGAGCAGGAACUGUUUGACAACCUGCAGCGAGCUGAUGCAGCUAAGCUGGCCACCUUGCUACCCUCAAAACAGGCACGGACGACGACAGUAAAACGUACGAGAUCGCAAAAUGAAAGGCGGCAGUCGACGUUCGCGCGGACAAUGCAAAGUCGGGAUAUACAUCUGUCGAUGUUGCCCGAUUUGUCAGAAAACCUGUCGAACGAGGAACGAACCUGGGAAGAAAUUAUGCAGAUCAAGGCAAUGCCGGUGCCUAUGCACCAAAAGAGAGACCUUAAAGCUAGGCUGCAGAACGCAACAAAACUACGCCUUCAAGGCUUUGAACAGCUACAAUGGCGCCAACGAAAAGUCUGGCACCGAUUUAGGAUUAAUUUCGCCGAAAUCAUGGGAAAAUUAGAAUUAUGGCAAUCUGCGUUACGGGAAAUCGAGGGGAAAUUUGGUACAGGCGUCGUCGCAUACUUCCUCUUCCUUCGAUGGUUGUUCCUCCUCAACAUCGCCAUAUCCCUAUUCGUAAUUUUCUUCUUAAUUUUACCCAAAGUGUUGCUAGUCGAAAACACCCUCAUUUGCACUGAGGAUUACAACAAUUCAACUAUAUGUUGCUCCGAAGCUUAUUUUAGCAGAAAUGUGACGGGAAACAAUGUGAUUUUAGAUUUAAUUCAAGGCACCGGGUGGAUGGAGAGAACCAUCCUGUUCUACGGAGUGUACAGUAAUCAGAUAUAUUCGUAUUUUAUAAGGAACCUGUGGGAAGCGGAAAUGUUCUACAAUAUGCCAAUGGCGUACAUUCUGGUCCCAAUAUCUUGGGCACUUUUCUCUCUAAUAGCCAUAGUGAAGACCGGAGCGAAAGGUUUCAAAGAAAGACUAGUUGAAAGCGAAGGCCAGUUCUACAUGUACUGCAAUCUGGUCUUCGGGGGCUGGGACUUCUGUAUUCACAAUGAGAAAUCCGCUAAAAUCAAGCACAAAGCCCUAUACAAUGAGAUCAAGGGGUGUUUAGAAGAAGAGAGGUUCAAUGAAGAAAAGCAACUGCGGAGUAAAGAGAGCCAUAUCUUGAUGCAUUUACGACGGUUACUAGUCAAUAUCCUAGUGCUUAUAAUAUUAGUUGCGUCCGGAGUUCUAAUAUACUUCACGUUCAAUUAUUCCCUAGAUAUGCUAGAUGAACAGAUCUCGCAAAGCGAAUACGUCAAUAGAAGCGCAGAAAGACUAACCCUUGGUCUGUACAGAGAGAGCUACACUUUCGGAAGGUUCCAGAACACAUUUCUUGAAUUCCUUCCCUAUAUUUGCAUAGUGGGACUAAAUAUAAUAGUUCCGGAAAUAUUCGGCCACCUCAUAAAGUAUGAGAACUACAAUCCGGCGCACGUGAUACUGAUUUCAUUGCUGAGAACCGUUUUGCUGCGACUGUCCUCAUUCGCAGUAUUGCUGAGUCAGAUUUAUAUACAAGUGACCGACCCGAAUCGUGUCACCUGCUCAGUAUUUACUGACGACAAUCGUCUCGAAUGCUGGGAAACGUAUGUUGGCCAGCAGUUAUACAAAUUGAUCCUCACAGACUUUGCUGUGCAAUUUGUGAUGACGUUUUUCAUUAACUUCCCAAGGUCGUUCGUUGCGAGGCAUUCGCACAGCACUUGCCUAAAAAUUAUCGGCACCCAGGACUUCUAUCUGCCAAAGCACGUCUUGGAUAUCGUCUACGUACAGACUAUUAUAUGGAUGGGAGCGUUUUUCUGUCCGUUCCUGCCGAUAAUCGGCACUAUUUUCUGCUUCUUAAUAUUCUACGUGAAGAAAUUCGCGUGUUUAGUGAAUAGCACUCCCUCGCCCAUAGUGUAUAAAGCUUCGAAAUCAAAGUCACUUUUCAUGUCGGUAUUGCUGUUGGGUUUUGUAAUAUCCAUAGCUCCAGUGGCUUAUUCUAUCGCGGAAUUAAUGCCUUCCAUUAAUUGUGGGCCCUUUAGAGGAUAUACAACGGUAUGGGAGUACGUGGUUUUGACCUUCGAAACGUUUCCGAACGUUAUUCGAGAGACGAUAUUCCUAUUGGGCACAUCGACGUUCGCGGUGCCCGCUUUUGCGGUUCUAUUAAUAUUUUUGUAUUACUAUUGGGCGGUCGCAACGGCUAAUAGGCAUAUGGUGACAGUACUAAAGAAUCAACUCGUGCUAGAAGGACAUGAUAAGCAAUUUUUGUUGAAUCGACUUAGCGCGUUCAUACGGCAACACCAGAAGAGAUGCGAAAGGCGGAAUAGGGCAAGUUUCGCGGACGACGACUCCUCCAUACAGAAUAGUUCGAGGUAAAUGUCAUAACGGGGUUGUUUUUAGUGCCAUCUGUUGGCAGCUCGUCGAAGUGACGUUGACAGUACUUUCGCGCCAUUUUUUAUUUGCUAUAUACAAAAUUGCCAUUUAAUUAAAACACAGUAUAUAUAGUAGUUUGUGGUUACUUUUAAAAUGUUGUCUGCGACAACAAUGAAGAGUAGUGAAAUAUCUUUUUUGUCGCAUAGAUAGGUACGCAAGUGUCAAAAUUAAGGCUGCCAAUAAAUUUAUAUGGAUUUUUGCUCAAAAUUACUCACAUUUAUAUUUCGCCAUACACGAGAUUCUGUCAACAUUGUAAAAAUUUAUGUAAUAUACUCCACAUUAAAUGGAUUAUAUAAAUAAUGUAAUCUAUUGUAAAUCUAUUACGUCACAUGAAAUUCGUAGUAAUCAUAAUGUAUAAAUACAAAGGUGCAAAAAAAAGAAGGUUACACUAAAAAAAACAAUAUUUA
Molecule: messenger RNA, 3020 nt
Organism: Zerene cesonia (dogface butterfly)
Lineage: Eukaryota; Metazoa; Arthropoda; Insecta; Lepidoptera; Pieridae
Product: transmembrane channel-like protein 7
Exons: 5
Coding region: 193-2556 (787 amino acids)
Cellular component (GO): plasma membrane
Molecular function (GO): mechanosensitive monoatomic ion channel activity
Source: RefSeq, a predicted model, not a curated record